Molecule: messenger RNA, 960 nt
Organism: Ogataea haglerorum
Lineage: Eukaryota; Fungi; Ascomycota; Pichiomycetes; Pichiales; Pichiaceae
Exons: 1
Coding region: 1-960 (319 amino acids)
Molecular function (GO): 4-hydroxy-tetrahydrodipicolinate synthase activity
Source: RefSeq, a predicted model, not a curated record
AUGCCAUCGCUACGUCCUGGAAUCCUUGCAGCUUUGCCGUGCUUCUUCAACGCCGACGAGACUAUUAACUAUGACCAGUUUGCGAAACAUACGCUGCGUCUUGCUGCGGCAGUUAUUAUGCCUCCUGUUGUUUCGGGGUCCAUGGGCGAGGCCAUCCAUCUAGAGAGGGAGGAAAGGAUUCAGCUGAUCAAAACAGCAAGAAUAGCACUAGACCAGGCUGGCUUUGCGUCCAUGCCUAUCAUGGCAGGAGCUGGGGCACUUUCCACCAGACAGGCCGUCCAGUAUGCGAAGGACGCUGCUUCGGCAGGGGCAGACAGCGUUCUGGUGAUUCCACCAGGAUACUAUGGGCUAGGGGAAGCCAACCUGGAGGCAUACUACACCAGCAUCGCAAAGCAAAGCCCUAUCCCCGUUUUGAUCUACAAUUUCCCUGCCGUUGCAGGCGGCAUCGACAUGUCAAGCGACCAUAUUCUCAGAAUUGCCGGAAAAGCACCCAACGUGGCUGGCUGCAAGCUGACCUGUGCCUCCGUUGCCAAGCUGGCCCGGGUUGCCCAGUCACCACUCAGUCCACGAACCACGGGCAUUCCCUUUUUCGCCCUAUGCGGAUUUAUUGAUUUUCUGCUACCAGGAAUAAUUGUCGGUGCACAGGGUGCGAUCACUGGUGUCCCAAACUUUGCCCCAAAAACUUGUCAGGAACUGUGGGAGCUGUGCCAGAAGCAAAUGACUCCGGAAAAUUUGACCCAGGCUAACAAGUUGCAUCUCCUCGUGUCCAACGCCGAUGCGGCAGCAUCCAGCGCUGGCAUCCCCGGCAUGAAGGCUCUACUUCACUAUCUUGAAGGCUGUGAACCAUAUGUCCGCAGUCCACUGCUGCCUGCGUCGGCAAUCGCCGCCGAAAAGCUUAUCAGUGAUCCUGCCACUGUUAGCAUUUUGGAGCACGAAAAACAGCUCAGCAGCCGUCGGUAA